This is a messenger RNA of Puccinia triticina, 1536 nucleotides long. RefSeq lists its product as uncharacterized. The transcript is spliced from 5 exons. Bases 1 to 1536 code for a protein of 511 amino acids. Lineage: Eukaryota; Fungi; Basidiomycota; Pucciniomycetes; Pucciniales; Pucciniaceae. The record is from RefSeq and is a predicted model, not a curated record.
AUGCAGUCGUCACCUGGGCGCCUUUCCGCCAGCAUACAUAUCCAAAACCGUGGGUCAGUCGAGAGGGUCAACGGAGCUCUUGCGGUUGGGUUCCCAAUGUCUGACCACGACUUGACUUUUCAGGUGUCACUGCCUCAAUCUGCUCCGAUUCAACCGUACAUUGGGCACCCCCUUCCGGAUAGCAUAGCGCCACAAGGAUAUCAAUCCACUGACCUCGACGCCGCCGGCCGCCCCGUUCAAACUUCCGGCCAUAUUGCCCCAACUCCCGGCCUCUCUUGCUCAUCAUUCAAUAGUGUUGGUUUGCGGGCCAUGAACAAGGAUUUACCAUACAAUGUGGUCCCGGGUAACCAUCCCUAUCAACCAUACCCACCGACCUCCCAAAUCCACAUGGCGUACUCCAGAUUUCCUGCAGCUUCCGGCCCGCCCCAUCGAUCUUCUCCCAAAUUAACUCAAGCUGGCUUCCGCGCUUCUUCUAUGGUAAUCUGCGCCUCUCAAGCAUCCUCCCCCAAAGAAUUUGAAGAUUUGCCUACAAAUGUCAAUCCACAACCCCCAUUGGGCCAAAUCAACCACCAUGGUGCACCAUCCCGUCCAGUUCUCCAGCCCUUGCCACACAUGUUUAAAUGCAAUCUAUCCUACGUUGUCUACUGCCCAAAGAAAAAUCAACAAAAAAAGUUAGUACAUCAAGCGAUCCGUUCCCCGAAGCAUCCGCAUACCGUCUCAAUCGCCUUUGACAUCCGUACGGUCGAUUGGCCUGGCUUCCAGAAGUUGAACGGCUACAUUCUUUGCAAGCCAAAGGCCAACUGGCCAAAGGGGGCCGCAAAUAGCAUCUCAGAUCCAGCGGCGUUUGGGGCCUGGAGCCGAGCCAUCACCAGUUUUGGCGCCAGCAAAGGCGGGGUUUUGAUCACCAUGGAGAACCCAGAGGAUAAGAGAAAGGAAGCGGAGAACAAUGAUUUGCUUGCGGAGACUGUCCGGCGUUGUGAGGCUUGGGCGGCCACAUUUGCAGCCGCAUCUCAGGCCACUGGAAACGUGUCAAUGUGGGCCAAAGCAAUUCACGAGCAACGACCAGGGGUUACUCUGCAAUCUCCGCCACCUUCAAUCAGGUACUACAACCGCAAGACGAAGCAAUCUGCCGCACAAGGGCCAGUUUCACCGGGCCCGCCGCCUCCCCCGCAAAUGACUACCUCCGAGAUAGUCGCAACCAUCGUCCAGGUAUGCAAUGCCAUGGGGAAACAACCAGUGUCGCCGGCAAGUGUGGAGCGUGGUGGUCCAACUGGGGCUUACAGGGCCCGGGUUUCCCUUUCACCGCUCAACCCGGCCGGCCCGUUUAUUGAUUACCUACACUUUGCUGGUGUGGCUGAUCUGGAGCAGACCUUGGAAAAAUUGGCCGCCCACAAGAUUGACAGCUACGAGAUGUUUGCGGAUGGCUACAUGCCCGUGGAAGAAUUGAAGGCUGUCGGCUUGGCCAACGGGACGCUGGCGAAGCUCCGGAAGAGCGUAGGCCGUUACGAGCGCAGCCUUGCGCGUGACAGACAGUAG